Siniperca chuatsi (mandarin fish) is the source of this 2051-nucleotide messenger RNA. It is a transcript of the gene arhgef39, whose product is annotated as Rho guanine nucleotide exchange factor (GEF) 39. The record is from RefSeq and is a predicted model, not a curated record. Gene Ontology annotation, molecular function: guanyl-nucleotide exchange factor activity. The coding region runs from base 179 to 1303 and encodes 374 amino acids. The transcript has 11 exons. NCBI's taxonomy places the organism in Eukaryota, Metazoa, Chordata, Actinopteri, Centrarchiformes, Sinipercidae. Gene Ontology annotation, biological process: positive regulation of cell migration. Gene Ontology annotation, cellular component: plasma membrane.
UAGUACAGUAUCAGUCCAGCUGUGUGCACAGUCACAGAAUGGGAGGUCUUUCCUGUUGUUGUCUCGGUGUGGAGCAGCAAAUCAGCGUGCGCAUCAACAUCGCAGCCCGGAAGAAGGAAGCUCAACCCGAAAAGAGCGCCUUGAUUAAAAGUGAAGUGUCCUCCUCGUCACUGUGACCAUGAGUUUCUCCCCUGGUCCGUCCGGUCCCCUUGGGUGCACCAGUAUCCAGGAGCAGAGGGACCGCUGGGAGAGAAAACGCAGCCGAACAGCCAGAGAGUUGGUGCAGACAGAACAACGUUACUGCCAACAGCUGGAGCUGGUCACCACUUACUUUGAGGAGAUCUUGAAGGCCAAAGGAACUCUGAGGCAGGACAUUAGAGAAAGCAUCUUCAGUCCAAUUAAAGUCAUUCAUUCAGUAAACCAAUCUCUGCUGGUCCAUCUGGAGAAUGGCUACUUUGGCCGAGGCUUCGACCAGUUCUGUCCACAUCUGCACCACUACAACACGUAUGUGGACAACAUCUAUAAUGCCAGCAAAAUGCUAGGGAUCCAUCUGAAGAAAAACAAGGCCUUCAGACGUUUUAAGAAACUACAGGAAGCCCGACCAGAGUUCAACAACCAUAAGCUUGAGGACUUGCUUCAACUCCCCAUUCAGCGGAUUGAUCAGUAUAAACAUUUCCUACAGGACCUGACUGCCAACACAAGUCCAGACAACCCAGAGUUUCAGCAGAUUUCAAAGGCAGUGACUGCGAUGUGUGAGGUUUCCCUGCAUAUCCAGAACAAUACCCGAUGCCACGAAAACCACCUGCAGCUUUACCGGGUGCAGAAACUGCUGAAAGGGCGAAAGACAAAGGUGUUGGCUGCAGCCGGCAGUAGCAGAUGGUCGCCCACCCUGAGUCUGGUUCUGCUUGAGGUUUCUGCCUUCUUAAAAGGGAGAUGGUACAUCCGUGAGGGCUGGCUGAAGAUGGUUCCUCCUAAAGGUGCAGACGUUAAGCCCAAGAUGUUCUUCCUGUUCUCUGACAUGCUGCUGCAGGCCAAGCGCUGCAGCUCACUGCAUACCACCAACGGAGACAAGUUUGCCGGUCAGUACGCCUACCCCCUGCAGGAUUGCACUGUGGAGAAGGUGUUUGGCCACACCAGGAGCCAGGGAGGCCUGCUCAGCUUAACCUUCCCCAAAGCCAAACUCCUGCUGAUGUCCAGCAACCAGGAGGAUCUCAAUGACUGGUACCAAAGCCUGAGCUCAGCUAUCCGAGACCUGCUCCACCAACAUCCCGGCUCUAGCAGUCAGUGGGCGGACCGUUCCUGAGCUGAAGGAGCACAAGAUUCUGGCCGGAUGAGGGGAGGUGGACUCUGUAAAUUGAUAGUGCUUGGUGUGCAAGCGCAGGAAAAGUGGAUGGACACAGUUUGCAGAUGUUGAGCAUUUUAUGUGAAGAUGAUAACCACAUUAUUAUGUUCACUAUCUUGUUGCUGCCGGGGUUAGGAAAUGGUGCAUUUGUUGGGGACUAUUUUCAGCGGUGGAUCAAUACACAUUUGGUGCUCUAGUGAGUAUUUGGGGCAGCAGGAUAGUGUAUGUGGGAUUGAGUCAAAAUAAACUACAGUGUAUAUGUCACCCAGUGCAACGGUGUGGCACACUGAUGUGUUUUUCAUAGUUUUUGGACAACAACUCUAUGGCACAGAGGAAUAAGAUAUAUCAGGCUGUGGAUACACACACAUUACUUGUUAGAAGGAUCAGUUCAUUGAUGGUUUGAGUCUUUAUAUGGGAUUUGGUGACAACAAAAAUAUAGAAUAGCACUAGACUUAUCCUUUAAAAUAAAUGUCUGUGUUUGAGCUGCACAAGAUUAGUGCUGACUGAUGAGUGAUUCUGAGGUUUAUUGAUUUAUUACUUGUGAUUUUAAUUCAGUGAAAUAAUGUGUGACUCGUGUGUAUUUUCAUUGAUUGUAUUUUUGGAUAUUGGAUGCGUUAUCUUCCUGUUUCUUAUUUUCUGAUGAAAAGCAUGUAGCUCAAAACUUCACCUAUAUUUAAUGAAAAACUUAAUAAAAAUUCUUGGAUCAUUA